AAUAAACCCGCAAACUCCACGUAUAACGUUUUGAUAUAGCGCUGCAUUCCUGUGCAUCGUAGUUUUGGUGAUUUGAUCGUAAGAAACACACGGCCAACGAUGCGUUUCCAGAGCGCCAUGAUUCUGACUGCUGCAUUUUUGGCGCAAUGUCUAGCACACCCUGAUCAAGCUUACAGACCGACGAUCACUACUCCCCACGCCCCUGACUCUCUUUUCAAAAGCACGGUUGCGACUUCCUCGAAAAGAUUCCUAAGAUUCGACCCAGCGGUUCGGGAUACGGCAGGCAACGACGAAGAGAGAGUUGGUCCCUCUUGGCUAUCUAUAGUGGACGAUCUGACGCAGAAAAUGACCACAACAGCUUUAACUGCUGACGAAGCGCAGCUCAAAACGUGGAUACAGUCCCAAAUACACCCACACGAGUUGUUUGGAAUCUUAAAUCUCGGAAAGCGUGCUGCGCAGCUGGAUGAUAAUCCGGAUUUCGUCCAGUGGCUCAGGCUUGUAGAGGCUUACCGUGCGAAGAAUGGGAAAACGAAGUUUUCGGAUUUGGAUAUUUACUAUUUGUUGCUGAGGACAAAUAGUGCUGAGCAGCUGAAAACACUUCCCGAAGCUCUCCGACAAACACCCGGAUUAAUCAAGAUGGGGAAGAGUAUGGAGAAGUCUCUAUCUGGAGAAUGGAUUCGCAAAACGUUACAGGAAAAUACGUAUCCAACAAUGGUUUACAAUACGCUCCGUCUUAAAGAGGCCGGUUCAAAGCUAGAUGAGACGCCAAUGUUCCGUCAAUGGCUGAAAUACGUGGAAAAGUAUCGGAACGAAAAGGGAGCUUUGUUCGGGAACACGGAAAUGUUGCUGUUGUUCAAGAAUACAAUGCCAGAAGAAGACGUCAUAAAUCUACUUCAGCGGCUUCGAAGCGACAAGGGAAUGAGGAGCCACGCCGAUAAAAUGCAAAGAUUGAUGUUUUACACGUCCAAAACUAGCCACACAACGAUGGCUGAUGUGUGGCUGAAGUUCCGAGAAACCCCAGAGGAAGUGUUCAAUAUUCUACGUUUGGCAGAAACAACAUCUGACGCCAUUGAUGACAACCCAUUGCUGGUCCAGUGGCUCAAGUACACCCAAACGUACAGGGAGAAAAUUGACAAGAAUGCAUUCUCCGACGCUGAAGCAAUGCAGUAUUUCAGGAAGGCCAAAUUGCAGGAGCCCGAUUGGGAAUUAGUGUGAAUGCAUAUUUUACCAACGAUGACCGUAAUGCUACACUUAAUGCCGUUAUGAAGGUGCAGUGACUUGGUAACGAGUGUACAUACAGAUUCACCAA
Messenger RNA from Phytophthora nicotianae INRA-310, 1309 nucleotides. RefSeq lists its product as hypothetical. Lineage: Eukaryota; Oomycota; Peronosporomycetes; Peronosporales; Peronosporaceae. The transcript has a single exon. The record is from RefSeq and is a predicted model, not a curated record. Bases 100 to 1215 code for a protein of 371 amino acids.